Molecule: messenger RNA, 1313 nt
Organism: Amoebophrya sp. A25
Lineage: Eukaryota; Dinophyceae; Syndiniales; Amoebophryaceae
Source: the annotation of a GenBank genome assembly
CUUGAAUAAGUAGUUACAGUUACUUAGUUUUUCAGAUCACAGAGAUAUUCUGCUUCUUCUGUGUUGGCAUAUCAAAAAAGUAAAAGGAUCAUGGAUGAAUUAGUCAAUAGAAAAGAUGAACAGAAAGGACCUCACUUUUUAUCGUGCCAUUCGCCGCUUCCCUUCAUUUUCCAACCUUUCCCCAUACUCUCCAUGAUUCUCCCCCAAGACUCCAAACCACCCACGCCCACCACCACCACACCAACUACAGACAAGCGCAUCGGCUUUACCUACCUGAGGCCAGAGGAGUCGCCAAUUGUUGUGGGAGGUUUGGAGCUUGGUCUACUGUCAGGAAUAGGCCAGUGGACGCGGACGACGGCUAGGAUCACGCUCUCAGGCGGGUUCGUGCCCAAGGGCUCUCCUCCAACCCAGGAAAUCACAGUGCACUUAAAAGCGUAUCUGAAGCAAAUCUAGUUCUACUAGUGGAUUAGUUAAAUUUCACUUCAUCUGACUCCUCUCCCGUAGUUUUAGUUCCUAGUAGUGUGACAGGAGGAGGGAGAACAACGUCUACGAUGAUCAAGAGUAUUUUUACUACAAGAACAAGUAAUAUCAAGUUCAACAAGUUCAAGUUCCACGUUAUGAUUCUGGUUACUGAUUAUCGUACUAUCGCCAAGGUGAAAAUCGAAUUCUUACAAACAUUAGCUUGAAACGCUUAGAGAUUGAGAAACUCUAGCCGUAGUUUGAUUGACGAAAAAUGACGAUGUGCUUGUACUAGAGAUAGUAGGUUACAACAAUUUGGUAAAGUCCGUUUGAGAGAAAAUUUGAACUCUUUUAUCGCUCAUACGUUGAUUUUUGCACUGUAGUAGACUUGCGCGGGAACGUACCAGUACCACGCUUUUUCUUUGCUUUUUACCAUUUUCAGACAGUAUGAUCGACAAUAGUCUGAGACAUCAAGCUGGAAUAGUGAUAGUAACGAUGGUGCAAAGACAAACUAAUGCAAACCUCUUUCAAAGUACAUUCAAAGAUAACGACAAACUGAGAGUUCAUUUUGUACAGGGAGGUGUCUACUCCUCAGGAGAAAUGCUCAUGAAAAUGUAGCGAGAAUCAUUGCAUGGACGAUGAAUCUGGAAAUGAACCAAAAUGACAUUUUUACAGUAUAGAUACCUCCGUGCAUUCAUGCAUGUUGUAGCCACAUGGUACUCACUCAGCUGAGACUUACUCAGCAGAUGCUGAAGAAACAACAGAUGAAAAGAACGAGAUGGACGUGUCACUACGGAACUGAUUAUUGUUUUGAUCUAUAAUAGAUAAGCCUGAUAAGGAAGAUGAAGCUUAAU